AUGGGUAAUGCUAUCGGAGCUAGGGGUGGUGUGUGGUUCUUUCACUGUGCUGUGAGAUCUCUGUUAUGCCCCAUUAAAAAUGGCGACUGCCAUGUGAGUGCUGUAAAAGAUGCAGCUUACCGGAUCUGUGUAAAAGUCCGUAAUGAGCGGGUGUUACGGCAUGUCGGUCUCUGGGCAGUCCGUGAAGGUGCUGUGUUCUCAGCAGGACAAUAUCCUUCUGCCCCAGCCUAUCCAAACCAGGCUCCCAAUCAACAAUCUGUGUACCCACCAGGCAUGCACCUUCAACAGGCUCCUCCCUACACAGAUGCUCCUCCUGCUUAUUCUGAGGCCACCUCCUCCUGGCUGCCCUCCAAAUGCAGCACAGCUGGCUGCCAUGCAAGGUGCCAAUGUCAUAGUCUCGCAGAGAAAGGGCAAUUACUUCAUGGGCGGCUCAGACGGCGGCUACACCAUGUGGUGAGAAGACAUUUGAAGCAUGAAAACGUGGGGCAUAAAGAAAAAAAUACAAGAAAAUGGCCUAACUUUUGUACAAGGAAUGACAUCUCCCUAUGUGAGCACUUCCCACGAUGUUCUGCUUUAGAAUAUUAACCCAGAAUUGCUAUUUAGACGCACAGGUUUAGUGGGAUGUCUUCCAGGUGCUCAGUUUUAAGUGCUCCUACUAUUGGAAAAAGAAGUCCUUUGGUAAAAAGGCAAAAAAUGCUUUGCAAUGUAUCAUGCCACUUUUCCAUCCUUCCACACAUCUUCACUUUUAAUAAAAUAUUACAGGUUUGUUUUUGCGUUUGCUCAAUCCCCUUUUGUGGGUUGUAAGAAAUGUAAUUUGGGGAUUGUUAUGAGUUAUAAGAGUAUAAUCAAUGGCUGAUCAUCAGGAUUUGAUUUAUUACCACUUGACAUCACAGCAAAAAAAAAAAAAAGUUUCUCAUUAUGGUAAUCUCAAGGAAUGUUUCGGAUCAUGGUAAACUCUAGGAAUGUUUAAUACCUCUUUAAAAAAAAAAAAAAAAAGCAAGGGAACCUUUAAAUGCACGCACACAAAAUAUCCCUUCCUCGUAGCAUAAGUUCCAGAGGUCUUAGAAAAGUCCUGUUUCACACUUUUAAUGUAUGCAUCUUGUCUGCCUUUUCUAACCAAUUCCUUGACUUUUUCAAAAACUUCAGCUUUUGGUCUUUUUUAUUUUUCUGUGCUCACCUGGCCUUGCAGAGUAAUAUACAGUAGAUAAAAUAGUAGAUUGCAAAUGAGGCUGCUAUACAAACAAUGGCACAUUGUGCAUAAGCCUUAUGAAUACUUUUUUUUUUUCUUAUUCAAUUGAAUGAUUUGAAGUAAACUACACAUUGUUUUAAGAGGGCUUAUAGUGCAUUAUGGAGAUACUUUAUUUUUGAGUAGGCUACAUCUGCUACAUUUAUAGUAUUUCCCAAAUGUAAUCUAAAAUCAAGUCCAUAUAGAGUUUCAUGUUUAAAUUUGUUUUUCCGAAAGGACAAGGGGAAGAAACACCAUAAAAAACAUUUCACAAGUAAAAAGUUAUCCUUUUGAAUAGUGGAUUGCAGUUAUAUGGAAGUAAUGGUUUUUGAGGAAUUAAACAUAAUAAAGAUUUAUAAACUUAAUAUUCAUAUUCACAUGUGUUUUUAAAAGGCUUAAAAAAUAUUGUCUGGUCUCAAUUUGGUAACCGUUUGGCUUUCACUGAUGCCAUUUUUUACAAAUGGUUUUAAGCUUGGUUUGACCAGUUCUGUAUUUCUGUUUGGUCAGCAUUAAAGGUGAUCUGUGAUGUUUUUCCUCGGGAAGCAUUCCCAGCACUUACCUUGCUGAUUUUUUGGAUUUCAUCAAGAGCUUUUAUUGUUUCUUUGUGAAUUGAACCAUAAAAAAAAACCUCUCUGCUGUAGAUUUCUGUAACAAGUCUGAUAUGUAAAGCAAUAUGAUGUUUAAUAAGACCAUUACAGACACAGAUGCACAGCUGCUUUGCCAUCAAUGGCCUCUUCACACCACUAACUUUAUGAAGCCUUAACAUUUACAUUGUAUUGUCAUACGUAAAAAGAACAAGUAGCAGCGGGUAUGCAUAUAUUUCAAGUCUUGUCAAUGACUGUUAAUAAAAAUAGCUGUUCAUAAUUUGUGUUUUAUUUUAUUUCAAAGUUUAGUAAAUCCAGCUAUAGUUAAGUAACUUUAAAAUUGGUUCAGCAUGAUCUGCUACUAUAAAGGAUACUAGCAGACUCCUACUUAACUAUAACCAGUACACUUGUAGACUGUCCCUUUAAAUUGUUAGUCUGCACCAAGAUUAUUAUUGUUUAAAAAGAUAGAUAACACCUUUAUUACCCAUUCCCCAGCUUUGCACAACCAGCAUUGUUAUAUUUAAUUUACUUUAUAAAAUUUAAACCUCUACAUUUCUGCCUGUUUCUAAGCCACUACAGACAGCCUGUUAUCACAUGCUUUUUAUUUGCUUUUCACAACAGGAGACUGCUAGUUUGUGUGCCAUAUAGAUAACAUUGUGCUCACGUCUGGGGAGUUAUUUGAGUCGGCACAAUGCAGCACUAAUUGGCUAAAAUGCAAGUCAAUAGAUAAUAAAAGGUCAUGUGAUCAAGGGACUGUCAGAAGAUGCUUAGAUACAAGGUAAUCACAGAGAUAAACAGUAUAAUAAUAUAACUGUUGGUUAUGCAAAACUGGGGAAUGGGUAAUAAAGGGAUUAUCUAUCUUUUAAAACAAGAAAAACUCUGGUGUAGACUGUCCCAUAAAACUUUGUUCAGUAGAUUCUUAGACAUAGCGAGGUUAAGCAAAUAAAAAUAUAUAGACUAAUUGAUGUUUAUUAUGCUAAAGAUGUUUAAUUUUUUCAAAAAUAUUCAUAGUAACAUUUUAAAAUAUCCAUUAGCGUAAAGCUCAAUGUGGUAUCUCUGAAGACUAGUAAAUUACACUAAUUCCACAAUGAAACACGUUUUUCUUUCAUGAUUCAUAGAGCAUACAAUUUUAAACAACUUUCCAAUUUACUUCUGUUUAUCUAAUUUGUUUUGUUUUCUUGGUAUCCUUUGAAAAGCAUACCUAAGUAGGUGCAGAAGCAGUGAUGCACAACUGUGAGCUAGUUGCUGAUUUGUGGGUGCACAUGUGCCUUUUGUCAUUGGCUCGUCUGUUUUUUAGCAUGCUCCCGGUAGUGAAUUGGUGCUCAUUCAACAAAGGAUGCCAAGAGAAUGAAGAAUUAAAUGGAAAGCUUUUUUAAACUAUAUGUGAAAGAAAAAUGUAGGGUUUCAUGUCCCUUUAAAUAUAUUUUUGUAAUGAUUAGGCUGUCAUCUGUAUAAGAAAUAUUUUAAGGAAUAUUACUGAACCAAGAUUUUUAUCUGCAUUAUUGAUAAGCUUCCAAAGCUUGUCUUCCUUGUCAUGUAGCAGAAAAGACCUUGUAGCAGAAAAUAGCUUGUGUAACUUUACAUUAUUUUAUAUAUACAGGAAAGCUGCUUCCCAGCACUGGAUCAUAGUUUAACCACAUUUACAUGAAACAACCUAAAAUCAGUAUGUUUUUUUUACCAUAAACUAAGGCCUAUCACUCCAUACUGUAUUGGCUAUCAUGACUGGUGUUUUUAAGAAAGUUCAGCAUUCAAUGUCUUUUAAUAGAUAAAUACACUGUGGUGCACUCGUGGAUUUUUUUUUUUUUAUAUAUAUACUAAAACAAUUGUAGAAUAAAAUAUUUUGAAGAUUUGAAUAAAACUGAAGAAGUUGGAAUAAACAUCAUACAUAAAAAUC
This is a messenger RNA of Bombina bombina (fire-bellied toad), 3703 nucleotides long. RefSeq names its product DAZ associated protein 2 (gene DAZAP2). NCBI's taxonomy places the organism in Eukaryota, Metazoa, Chordata, Amphibia, Anura, Bombinatoridae. The record is from RefSeq and is a predicted model, not a curated record.